Colossoma macropomum (tambaqui) is the source of this 1938-nucleotide messenger RNA. RefSeq names its product chromosome unknown C2orf49 homolog (gene tslig2). Bases 22 to 735 code for a protein of 237 amino acids. The transcript has 4 exons. Gene Ontology annotation, cellular component: tRNA-splicing ligase complex. Lineage: Eukaryota; Metazoa; Chordata; Actinopteri; Characiformes; Serrasalmidae. The record is from RefSeq and is a predicted model, not a curated record. Gene Ontology annotation, biological process: embryonic morphogenesis.
GUGGGAAGUGGAAAGAGAAAGAUGGCUGCCUACGGCGGCGGAGGCGACGGAAUGAUGAGAAAGUCUGAUGGAAACGUGUCUGAAACGGACCUCCUGCUUCACCCCGAGCUUCUGUCUGCAGAGUUCAUUAAACUCGUGUUACAUGAGAGAAAGAUAAAUACAGAAGAUAAUCAAGACCGUGACAGACUCACAGCGCUGUAUAUCCAGCAUGUUAUUCCUCUACCACAGAGAGAACUUCCCAGUAAUAGAUGGGGGAAAAGAAUGGAGAAGACAAAAGCACGCCAGGGCUCGAACAGUGCACAGAGCUCAAGCACAGAUAAUGGCAGGAAGAGGCCCCUGAUUGUGUUUGAUGGAAACUCCACCAGCACUAGCAGCGUUAAGCUGAAGAAAGCUGACGAUUUACCGGCAUCUGCAGUUACAGAUCGCUUAAAGCCCCCACCUUCCAGCAUCAAUCUCUCCAACCCUAUACGCAAGCUUUCAGGGUCUUCCACAAACUGUUCUCCAUCCUCAUCUGCUACAUCUUCCACCCGGGCUCCAGCAUCAACUUCACUUAGUACCAGGAGUCCUACAGGCAAUGGCAGCCUCAGUUCCUCCUCUUUGUCAUCCUCAGGACACUCCAGCAGCACAAACACAAAGCUGAAGCGUGGAGCACCAAGCGAUGGGGUGCCUGGAAGCCCUCAGGAGCUCAAGUCACCUGAGGUGAAAAAAAAGAUUCAACAUGUCACAUGGCCAUGAUCUCAGAUGCCCCACCAGAAGCCCUAAGCUGGAAGAACUACCAUUAUGUUUCAGAGGGUCUGUUUGCUGUGUCUCUCAGCUGUGUGCCCUACGACAAAGGAAGCCAUAAAGGGAGAACGAGCUUCUGCAUUGGAAUAUGGAUGUGUUCUUCGUUCUACAGUACCACAGUGCACGGUACCACAGUGUAUCGAGAUUCUCUCAUACAUGUGCCAACAGUGGACUAAUUAAAGAACUUUUCUGUUGAACGCAGUACCUCAUACCAAGUACUUCUGUAAAAAGUGGUAAUAGCUUCCUUUAGAAACACUGUUAAAAUGUGCUUUUUACCUGAAUAAAGAAUGGCGUGUGUUCACUAAAUCUUCUUCCAACAUGCAGUGUUUUUGUAGAAUCAAUCAGAAGUGAUUGGAAAUUAGUCCAUUUUGACUUUUCACCCAUUUAAAAUAGUUUUUUUGUUUUUCAUUCUAAUCACAAACUCUAAAGCACAUUAGUGAUAGUUAGGCUAUUGAUUUUGCCCUAUCAGUAGUGCUUAAAGAGAUGGCAUUUGGAGUAACAUUUUAUUAGGAUCCAAAUAGAAAUGUGCACAAUUCAGGAGUGAACUUCAACUUAAGAUUUUUAUUGAGAGUGUUCAAAGAGUGGAGUCAUUUGCUCAAGUAUAUUUCCUUUGUUCAACAAGGUUUUAAAACAUUGACCCAAUUUUUUCUGGCUGCCUAAAAACUGUGUUUACCUUCUCAACCACUAGGGGCUGCUAUUUCUCGGUGUCCCUUUAACACAUAUCACUUUUGAUUCAUAUACAUUUUGGUAACACAGAUUUUCCAGGAUGCAACAGCAGAAAAGGCUCAGAAUUGUUUUAAUGUUUUUAUUUGUAUUCUUGGUUACACACAGUCGUUACUGGUAAAUCCUCACAAAUAUAAUGCCAGACAGAAUCCUUUUGCUUAUUCUCCUGUUAGUUAGCAAUGUGUUAGGUCACAGUAAAACCACUGACAAAGAGGAACCAAGGGCUUGUUUAUAAAUGCUUUCUAACAAAUUGGAGAAAAAUGACUUCAGAGUCCGGAUCUUUAAGUAGAUUAACUUAUUAAUAUACAUCUUAAUAGUCCAUUCUUUUUUCUAAUGUUAAUAUUUUUUGCGGUUAUUUUCUAAGUGUAUUUGUUUAAUCAUGAAGCUUUUACUGCUCAUGCUAUAUAGAAAAUAAAUACCUAUGGCAAAAAA